This is a messenger RNA of Triplophysa dalaica, 4267 nucleotides long. RefSeq lists its product as uncharacterized. The coding region runs from base 75 to 4082 and encodes 1335 amino acids. The record is from RefSeq and is a predicted model, not a curated record. The transcript is spliced from 16 exons. NCBI's taxonomy places the organism in Eukaryota, Metazoa, Chordata, Actinopteri, Cypriniformes, Nemacheilidae.
GCCUGUAGCUUCCUUUUAGUGUAAACUGUAACUUGUUAUUCUCUUCAUUUGAAACUUUUAAGGUGAUAAUAAAAAUGUUACAGUACGGGAUUUUGCUGACGAUUAUUUCAUGUGUAAGUAGUCAAUCAUUGACGUCCUCUGAUUCUGUGGUGAAGAAACCUGGAGAAUCAGUCACUCUCUCGUGCACUGUGUCUGGAUUCUCUAUGAGCAGCUACUAUAUGUCAUGGGUCCGUCAGAAACCACAGAGUCCUCUGGAAAGGAUUGGAUAUAUAGAUACAGGCACAACUGCAUAUUACGCUCAGUCUCUGCAGGGACAGUUCUCCAUCACUAAAGACAACAGUAAAAACAUGCUACUCUUAGAAAUAAAAAGCCUAAAGAUGGAGGACACAGCUGUGUAUUACUGUGCAAGAGACUAUGGGGGGAACCACUAUUUCGACUACUGGGGAAAAGGAACCCAAGUCACCGUUUCUUCUGCUCAACCAUCUGCGCCACAGUCUCUCAUUGGUUUGGCUCAGUGCGGUUCUGAUUCUGAUGGCUUCCUCUAUCUUGGCUGCGUGACAAGAGGUUUCUCGCCCGCGGACUCAGUUUCUUUCACAUGGACAAAUCCUGAGGGGAACGCGGUGAAUGAUUUCGUGCAGUAUCCAGCAGUCGGAGAUGGCGGAGUUAUCACCAAAAGCAGCCACCUGCGCGUGCAGAAAAGCGGCAUGGAUCCCAAUCGCCCGUACGGAUGCAAAGCUGCAAAUGCUGUCGGUGAAAAGAAAAUUUACGUUCUUCAGGCAGCCCCACCGCCAGAUAAGAGAGCAUCUGUGUUCUUAACAUCUCCUACAAAAGCGGAUUUAGAGAAUGGAACAGCUACUUUCAUUUGCUUAGCCAAGGAGUUUUCCCCUCAAAAUCACUCAUUUAAGUGGCUUCAGAAUGGUGAGGAGGUAAAAGACGUGGUAGCUGAUGAUUGUUUAGGCAAGAAAACCAAUGUAACUGUUUACACCGCCACAAGCGUUUUGCAAUUGGAUGCUGACGAUUGGACCAAGACACCUGGAACCAAAAUUACGUGCACAUUCAACCACAAAGCUGGAAGUGAUACUAAAGAAGCAACUAACACAGAAUCUUCAGCAGAAUGUGUUUCUGCUCAUUUUAUCCCUCCCUCCUGGGAGGACAUGUUCCUGAAAAAAAGUGGGAGUCUAAAGUGCAGAGCUACAGGAGAAAUAGGAUUCAACAAAAUGGAAAUUAAAGCAUCUGGGAAAGUCAUCAAUACAACAGGACAAAUCCAAUCAAAUGAGAAAACAGUUGAGCUUGAGGCCAGAAUCAAUUUUGAAGAAUGGAGCAAUGGAACAAAAUUUAUGUGUAGCAUCGAACACGAAUCAAAGGCAGACCCCACAGAGAUUUUGUAUACCAGAGAGAUUGGUGGAAAUGUGAAGAGACCCUCUGUUUACAUAUUAGCACCCCCAGAACAAAUACAGAAUGAAACGGUGACCCUGACAUGUUAUGUGAAGGACUUCUACCCCAAAGAGGUGUUUGUGUCUUGGCUUGCUGAUGAUGACCAUUUGAAACCUGGGAAUGGGUACAUGCAGAACACUAGUGUGCCAAUGUUGAACAAUAAAUACUUUAGUGUCUAUAGUCAGCUCUCACUUCCGUCUUCUACGUGGAAAAGUGGUACAGUGUUUAGCUGUGUUGUGUACCAUGAAAGCAUUGAUCAGUCUUUGCAAAUAUUGACAAGAUCUAUUAACAAUAAUUCGGAAAAACCCAGCAUAUUUAAUCUAAGUUUGAAUACGCCUGCUUGCAAGGGAUGUCUAAUCUCUUUUUCAACAGCAAAUCGUGUCACUAAACCCAAUAUCACUUUGCUGAGUAGAGCGGAUGGUGAUAAAAUCUUGAUAGAGUGCCAGGUGAAUAAUUAUUACCCGGACAAACUUACUGUAAAGUGGCUUAGGAAUGAGCAGGCCAUCAGCACUUCUUUAUCAAACAGAAAGCUUCAGAAUGGUGAUGGGAAAGAGAAAACCUUUACUUUCAUGAGUCAGUUACCUAUCAGUGUUCAGGAUCGGGCCACACUGUAUACUUGCAUAGCCACCCACAAUUCUGUGAAUAUCACACAAAGCUAUAAUUUGUGCACGGACUUGCCAAAACCUUUGAUCCAUUUAAAGAAACCCCAUCUCAGAGACAUAAUGAAAGGGGGGGGAGUAACAACUACUUGUGUUGUUGAAGCACCCCACAACACAGAAGUGUCAUGGUUGGUAAAUGGUGCAAGUAAAAAAGCAACCAGCCAAGUCAAAACAGACCUGUAUAGUAGCAGAACACAGAUUGUUAGUAAUAUGACUUUAUCCAAAGAAGAUUGGUUGAGCCUUAGGCCCAUUGUUUGUAUGGCAAAACAUCCAUGUGUCCAAGAAGAGACAGCUGCAAUUGAGGCUGAAACUAUACUGAAAAAUCCUGUUGUGGUGAUCAGGAGGCCUUUCAGAGAAUCAGAAAGUGCUGUGUUAGAGUGUGUUGUACGAGAUCUUCCUUGUAGUGAGGUGUGCAUCACCUUACAGGCCAAUGGUGAUGAUAUCUCAGAGAUCAACUGUGUGGAUGUGACCCAAUCUGAGAACAUUCAGUCCCUGACCAAAGUUUUCACAAUACCCAAGGAGCACCAGAAAAAAGACAAAACCUUUACUUGUACAGUUCGCAGUCUUUCCAAAAGUUGGACAUCAAAACCUACUGGAAAAAUUUUCGGUGAUCCUACGGUUGAGCUCUCAGUUGUUCCCAAUGUGAGUGGAUCUAGUUCAAAUCCUGAGAAGCUGGUGUGUUCUGGGACAGGAUUUGACCCAAAGAUCACUUGGCUUCCAAACUCUGAAACGAAAACUGGCCCAGUUGUCACAAUUGGGGAAAAUGGGUGUGUUAAAGUGUACAGUGAGAUGUUGGUGUCACAACAAGAGUGGAAUCAAGGAGUGACAUUUACAUGUAAAAUCACUGAUCAGCUAAAUGCCAAAACUAUUCAUAAAAACAUCAGUAUCUGUGCAGUGAAUGAACGUAGCAGUCAGCUGGCAGAUGUCUACUUGCUGGGUCCCUCCCUCAGUGAUGUGAGAUCCAGGACUAACGUUAUCUUGACCUGCUUGGUUAUUGGUCACCGUGUCAAAGACUUCACUGUCCAAUGGAAAACGGACAGAACCAAUUCCAAUUUACCUCAUAUCACCCAACCUCCUCAAGAUCAUGCCAAUGGGACUCAAAGCGUCCAAAGUACUUUGAAGGUGCCUGUCCGCACAUGGGAUGCAUAUAAUGUGUUCACCUGUGAAGUUAAACCUUUAUGCUCUGGAGACACAAAGAAGAAGCACAUCUCAAAAACCAGAGACCUCAAACGGCCUACAGUGAGGAUCUUCAAACCCUCUGACAGUGAUCUCUCUGGAUCUCAAAAUACCAGUCUUCUCUGCAUGAUCACUGGAUUCUUCCCAUCUGAAAUCUCAGUGCAUUGGCAACUGAAUGUGACUCAACUGGAUGCGUCUCGCUUCAUUAACAGUCCUGUUGUUUCUCAUAUUGGAGCAGAGGGUUAUUCAAUAUAUAGCUCCUUAAUACUGCCUGUGUCAGAGUGGAAGGAGGAUAUAUACUCUUGUAUUGUUUCUCACGAGUCAUCUCAAAAUCCAAUUAUUGCUACUUUGGAGAACUUGUAUGCUUCGUUGACCCACACUGCUCCUACUGCAAACCUGCUGCAGGGUUCAAAUGAGCUGGUGUGUCUGGCAUUUGGUUUUAGCCCAUCUGCCAUCAACAUGACCUGGCUGCUGGGCUUGACUGAGAUGUCUGACCAUAGGGUCACCAGCCCUGCAGAAGGCCCCGAUGGAAAGUUUAGCAUCCGAAGUCACCUGCAUUUACCACCUACAAAUUGGGCACCCGGAGAGGUGUACUCAUGCAGGGUUACUCAUAUUACUGGUGUCCUCUUGCUUAACAUCUCCAAGCCAGAAAUAUUUGAAGAGGCUAUUUUUAUGAAUGAAAACAAAGCCGAAUCUAUUGCACACGAGUCUCUCGAGGAAGCAUGGAAAAUGGCCUGUUCCUUCCUCGUUCUUUUCCUCUUAUCUCUCUUCUAUGGUUGCACGGUCACUCUGGUCAAAGUGAAGACGACAUGAGCGAGUGUGUCAGUUUUCCAUUCUUUUUUUCUUAAUUGAAUAAGGCUACUACUGUUUUAGUAAAAUGAUGAUGAGUAUGUUUUAAGCUUUGCAUACAUUAUAUAAUUACUUGAAAGUGGAAAUUAUAAAAUUUUGGUUGUCAAAUAAAACUGCACCAUGUUAAAAUAAACUAAGUGUUUGUUCAA